AUGGCUCAACGAUUGAGAAUCGCUACAUCGAACGUGAAAUCAUGGAAUAAGAAGGACCAAGAAAUCGUCUCGGAAAUAGAAGAAAGAAAAAUCGAUGUCUGUGCUCUGAGCGAAACAAAAAGAAAAGGCGCUGGCACUGUGAUGCGCGGAAAUUACCUGCUUCUGUAUAAAGGCGCAAAGAAGAACGAAAGAGCAUAUGCCGGUGUUGGAAUAUUAAUUCAUAAAAAUCUCGUUGACAACAUCACUGAUAUCAAAUACAUAAGCGAAAGGAUGCUCCUUGUAGAGCUUAAUCUAGGCUGUGAGAAGCUGAACUUGAUAUCUGUUUAUGCACCGGACACAGGAAGAGCGAAGCAGGAACGAGACGACUUCUACCGCGAUUUACAAAAAGUCAUAGAUACUAUACCGGUGCGCGAGAAAUUAAUCAUGUUAGGUGACUGGAAUGCUCGGGUUGGAGACAACGUGGUGCCUGGAGUGAAGAACAGAUUUAACGAGCCUACUCUGAAUGACAGCGGUAGAGAAUUAGUAGAAUUUUGCUCCGUUAACGAAUUAAGAAUAAACAAUACGUUCUUUGAUCAUCCUAGACAACAUAAGAUCACCUACACCAAUAGUAGAGGUCAGACGUCCAUGAUUGACUAUGUUAUCAGCAAUCGGCAGCUGCAUCCUUAG
Molecule: messenger RNA, 666 nt
Organism: Bemisia tabaci
Lineage: Eukaryota; Metazoa; Arthropoda; Insecta; Hemiptera; Aleyrodidae
Source: RefSeq, a predicted model, not a curated record